Molecule: messenger RNA, 975 nt
Organism: Schizosaccharomyces osmophilus
Lineage: Eukaryota; Fungi; Ascomycota; Schizosaccharomycetes; Schizosaccharomycetales; Schizosaccharomycetaceae
Gene: sla1
Product: La protein, tRNA chaperone Sla1
Exons: 2
Coding region: 1-975 (324 amino acids)
Biological process (GO): RNA processing
Cellular component (GO): nucleus
Molecular function (GO): mRNA binding
Source: RefSeq, a predicted model, not a curated record
AUGUCUGAAGAACAAAAAGAACAAGUUCAAGCUGUUCCUGUAGAGAAUCAGGCACCUCAAGAAGCUGGCUCAAAGCCUACAGAAUCCGUUUCUGAAAAAGUCGAGUCUUUUGACGAAAAUGGAGUUUUGAAGCAAGUUGAGUUUUACUUUUCUGACUCCAAUUUGCCUCGUGACAAGUUCUUGUGGACUGUUUCCCAGAAAAACAAUGGUUGGGUUCCUAUCGAGACAAUUGCUUCCUUUAAACGUAUGCGUCGUUACCAACCUUUAGAAGCUGUCGUGGCUGCUUUGCGCAAGAGCCCAGAGUUGCUUGAAGUCGAUGAAGCUGGUGAAAAGGUUCGUCGUAAGGUUCCUAUUGUCCGUCCUGACCCUUCUGCUGUUCAACGUUCCAUGGAAAGUAGUGUGUAUGCAAAGGGUUUCGGUGAGGAACAGGAUGAUACCCAACUUGCAUUGGAAAACUUCUUCCAACAAGAAGGUGGUGAAAUUGCUUCCCUUCGCUUGCGCCGUGAUGAAGAUAACAAAUUCAAGGGUAGUGUUUUCGUAGAGUUCAAGACUCCUGAAAUUGCCCAGGGAUUUUUGGAAAAGGUCAAGGGAUCUCCAUUAAAGCACAAUGAAACUGAAUUAACUGUCAUGUCCAAGAAGGAAUACGUGGACAUGAAGACUGAACAACACCGCAACGAUCCCCCUAAGCCUGGCAACAAGCGUAGACGCUUUGACGCUUUCAAGAUGAUGGAUCGUGAGCGAUCCCACAAGCGUGCUCCCAAGAGAGGUAGGACUACUAGGGGAUCCACUAGGGAAUCCGAGAAGCAAGAAAGCCAAAGUCAGGAAAAGCAAGAGGAGCCUAAGAGUACUGAAGAACCAAAGAAGGUUGAAGAUACCAACGAAGCUGAAAAGUCGAAUGAGCAACCCAAGCCCGAAGGAGAGGCUGCCGCUACUACCAACCAAAAAGAAGAAAGUGCUCCUGCUCCUUCAGACUAA